GCAACCAAGCACGUGCAGCAUGGAGCGGCGCAGCGCAUAGUGCGAACAACAGCCGCGACCAUGGCCCACGAUGCCCCCACACCGCCGCCGCUGCCCGUUGCCCAGGGCGGCUCCUCAUCCCUCUCCUUCACCCAGGGCUUCCUGCUCGGCCAGCUGUCCAUUGCACUGCUGAUCUUCUUCUUUAUCAAGUUCUUCAUCUUUGGAGAGCCGCCUUCGGCCGACGACCGCGCACUGCACCUCAACUCGCUGCGCCGCGCCCGCACACUAGCUCACCAGCAGUCGUACAAACAGCUGCGGGCGGGCGCAAACUCGACGUCCCUGUCCCUCCGGCACAAGCCGUCGCGGAGCAUAAUACGAAAGGGCGAAGAGAGCCUGGGCGGGCCGAGCAUAGCCACGAUACUGGCCAAGACGUACUACAAUGUCAAGGGCCACCAGCCAGAGAGCCUCGACUGGUUCAACGUGCUCAUUGCCCAGACGAUUGCCCAGCUGAGAGCCGAUGCGCGGCAGGACGACGCGAUUCUGACGUCGUUGACCGAGGUCUUGAAUGCCGGCAGCAAGCCUGACUGGAUUGGCGACAUCAGAGUAACCGAGAUCGCGUUGGGCGAUGAAUUUCCCAUAUUCAGCAACUGCAGAGUCAUGCCUGCCGAGGACGCCUUCUGGUACGGGCCAAGCAGCACGGCGAAUGAGAAAGAGAGACUUCAAGCUCGGAUGGAUGUGGAUCUGAGCGAUGUCAUCACCAUUGGCAUAGAGACGACGCUGAACCUGAACUGGCCCAAGCCAAAGUCGGCCGUCCUACCAGUGGCGCUUGCCGUCAGUAUCCUGCGCUUCUCAGGAACACUGGCCGUGUCCUUUAUACCCUCAUCAUCACCUCCGUCCACGCCCACACCUGCAACAUCGUCCAAGACAGAAGCACAUCGAGGCUCUUCUCCAAGCCGCCCUUCGUCCUCUUCUGGCGCUCCUCCCCACCGCCCCACAACGCUUGCCUUUACCUUUCUCGACGAUUACCGGCUCGAUCUUUCCAUCGGCUCUCUUGUCGGUUCGAGAUCCCGUUUACAAGACGUACCCAAGAUUGCACAGCUCAUCGAGUCGCGCGUGCAUGCGUGGUUCGACGAGCGCGCCGUCGAACCCCGUUUCCAGCAAAUUGUCCUCCCGUCGCUCUGGCCACGCAAACACAACACCAGAGGCGGAACCACGACGCAAGACACAGACGUAGCGCUUCAAGAUGACGGCGACGACGACGACGAAAUCGCCGUCAUGGACGGCAACGGGACAGCCCCAGGAUCUACAGCGUACAUCCCAAGUCCGAUUGCGGAAACUGCAACGCUAGAAGAACGCAUCGAAGCAGAGGGCCAGAAGAUGCGCGAAGCAGAAAUCCGGGCUGGUGUCCGCAAACCGGGCGCUUCUGCCGAGGACCGCAACCGAAGCAGAGACCACCGUACAGACGGCAUGCGCUGGCGGGGCGAGCAAAGAGGAAGGCAGCCUGCUCCCAGUAGACCAAAAAUGCAGAGUAGGACCACGACAGGUAUUGCUGCAGGCAUGCCGGGCGCUUUACCCCGAUGAUGAUGACGACGACGAUGAUGAUGAUGAGAAAAUAGUUCGAAGCAAAACUUGGGAAUAUGGCAACGACGACACGACUAGAUGUGCCCUGUAACAGUAGGUGAUGCGGCGAUGCGGCGUAAUAUGCGAUUUGUGAUUGAUCAAGGAGAGAGAGAAAAAAAAGCCAUGUACGCAGAUUGGGGACCCUUCUAGACGAAGCACCCAUGCAUAGACACAUAGACAUCAUUCAAACAUGAGACGCAAUCUAGUUGGAGG
Exserohilum turcica Et28A is the source of this 1812-nucleotide messenger RNA. RefSeq lists its product as uncharacterized. Gene Ontology annotation, cellular component: ERMES complex. Gene Ontology annotation, biological process: mitochondrion organization. Gene Ontology annotation, molecular function: lipid binding. Lineage: Eukaryota; Fungi; Ascomycota; Dothideomycetes; Pleosporales; Pleosporaceae. Bases 61 to 1560 code for a protein of 499 amino acids. The record is from RefSeq and is a predicted model, not a curated record. The transcript is spliced from 2 exons.